Pundamilia nyererei is the source of this 1670-nucleotide messenger RNA. It is a transcript of the gene hprt1l, whose product is annotated as hypoxanthine phosphoribosyltransferase 1, like. The transcript has 9 exons. Gene Ontology annotation, molecular function: hypoxanthine phosphoribosyltransferase activity; magnesium ion binding. The coding region runs from base 415 to 1062 and encodes 215 amino acids. The record is from RefSeq and is a predicted model, not a curated record. Gene Ontology annotation, biological process: purine ribonucleoside salvage; guanine salvage; IMP salvage. Gene Ontology annotation, cellular component: cytosol. Lineage: Eukaryota; Metazoa; Chordata; Actinopteri; Cichliformes; Cichlidae.
GCUCUUUGAUGAGGAGGAGCCGUCACCUGGCAUGUUUUUGUUUUUUUUAAAACUGCGUCAUCUGCAGCCUCUCCCCAGCGCUGGAAGUUUCUCGCUCUUUCACUUACCAAAAUAUACGAGUAGGAGUAACACCACCAUAGCGCGUUUAAGCCCUGGUUGUGUGGGACAAAUCAGAUUAUCGGAAAGACAAACUGGAUUCUGACGUAAAGGGCUUAAAACCCGGCGGAGGAGCGUCGCGUGUGCCGCUCCAGCUCACAAGCAGUCCGUAAAAAAGGAAAAGAGGAGAGCCGCUCGUGCAGCCUCCUGUCAUCAAACCUCCACACACCCCUCCUCUUCCCCGUCUCUCAGGACCUGAGCAUGACUGUUCAGAUUUUUCGCUGCGACUGAACGGAUCGGACGGCCGCCGGGGGUGUCAUGGCUUCCUAUCUGCAGAUAGCUGAUGAUGAGAAAGGCCACGACCUGGACCUUUUCUGUGUUCCCAGACAUUAUGAGAACGAUUUGGACAAGGUGAUUAUCCCACAUGGACUCAUCAUGGACAGGACAGAGCGCCUGGCCCGCGACAUCAUUCGAGACAUGGGGGGACACCACAUUGUAGCUCUGUGUGUGCUGAAAGGCGGCUACAAGUUUUUUGCAGACCUCCUCGACUACAUUAAAUCACUGAACCAGAACAGUGAUAAAUCAGUCCCGCUGACAGUGGAUUUCAUUAGGGUGAAGAGCUACUGCAAUGAUAAGUCAACUAACAAUGUUAAAGUCAUUGGAGGGGAUGAGCUGUCCAAUCUCGCAGGCAAGAAUGUUUUGAUUGUUGAGGAUAUUGUGGAGACAGGAAGGACGAUGGAAACACUACUUUCUCUACUGAGUGAAUGUAAUCCCAAGAUGGUUAAAGUUGUAAGUCUCCUGGUGAAGAGGACCCCAAGAAGUUCAGGAUAUAGACCAGACUACAUCGGUUUUGAGGUACCGGAUGCCUUUCUGGUUGGCUAUGCUUUGGAUUACAACGAGUACUUCAGAGAUCUCAGUCACAUCUGUAUACUGAAUGACCAAGCAAAGGAGAAGUACAAAGUGUGAGCAGAUGAAGUGCUGCAGAGGCCGACGUCUGAAUCGCUGAAGACUUGGACCACUGUGACGAGCCUCGUUAGCUUUGCUGUGUUUUGAAAUGUAUUUAUUUUUCUAUAUGCGAAUCCACAAAAAGUGACUUGUGGGUUGUAACUAACUUUAAGAACAUUUCUUUCCCCCCUUAUAAGUGGGAUUAAUUCUGUAUAUUAUCAAUAUUUUGGUUGUCAAUUUAUUGAAUUUAUGUUAAGACUGAAGGUGUAAAUAACAGUUUUGAAUAGAAGUGGAGAUAAAAAAAAAAUGUAAUUAAUUUGCUCUUAUGGAAGUACACACAUCUCAGGCUACUGCUUUAUUUUCAGUGAGCUGUCAGAUUAUUUGUAGCCUUCGAAUGUUUGAAUGUUUCAGUUUGGAUUUAUACUGAAGACAUAUCCUCUCAUUAUGCCAUAAAAUGACUUGUCAUGUACUGUAUGUUUUGAUUCAUGUCCAAUGUUUUCACCAAGGAUCUCUUUACAGCAAUAUAAAUCCCAGUGAAACCUCGAGUCUGUUUUCAAUUUUCCCAGAAGAGGGAGUAACACUGCAUUUAUGCAUGUUUUUACAAAAGUAAUAGGCCUACUUUAAACUAA